AUGGCACCCAUCGAGUUGAACGAUCCGACCUUGCUCCAUGAGAGAUCGCUCUUGAAUGGCCAAUGGGUUCAAUCAAAAUCUGGUCAAACGUUCGAGGUUGAAGACCCUGGUACUCGAAAAGUCUUUGCGAAUCCCACCAAUAACGAUGUUAACGAUGUUGAUGACUAUGUCACAACAUCUGAGGCUGCCUUCCAAAAGUACAAGCAUGUCAAUCCUCGAGAAAGGGCCAAGAUCUUGCUCAAGUGGCACGAGCUCAUCACAGCUGCUCGCGACGACAUCGCUAAGAUUGUGGUGUAUGAGACUGGCAAACCAUUGACUGAAGCCCUUGGAGAGGUCGAUUAUGCACUAGGCUUUGCUUGGUGGUUUGCCGGCGAAGCCGAACGGAUUCGCGGCUCCAUUGCACAGCCUUCUAUCGGUAAUAGACGCACAUUCGUGAUCAAACAGCCCAUCGGCGUAAGCGUCGCACUCGUCCCUUGGAACUUCCCUAUCGCUAUGACCAUCCGCAAGGUUGCUGCUGCCCUCGCAGCGGGUUGCACCAUGAUUCUGAAGCCAUCUCCCGAGACUCCUUUGAGCGCCAUGGCUCUAGCUGAUCUUGCGAUCCGUGCUGGGAUACCACCUGGUGUCUUGAACAUUAUCUCGACCGAUAAUGUCAAUACACCUUCUGUCGCAGAAGCCCUCUGCAAACAUCCAUUAGUUCGAAAGGUUACGUUUACUGGCAGCACAGCAGUGGGUAGCAUUGUCGCGAGGAACUGCAGUGUUGGUCUGAAAAAAGUGACAAUGGAGCUGGGAGGCAACUGCCCCUUUAUUGUCUUCAACGAUGGAGACUUGGAACAGGCACUUGCUGCCCUCAUGAUUCUCAAGUGGCGAACUGCUGGCCAGGCAUGCACACACGCAAAUCGGGUCUAUGUUCAAAGUGGUAUAUACGACAAGUUCGCCGAAUUGCUGCUUCAAGCAACGCGGAAGCUUUCCGUGGGACACGGCAUGGUUUCAAAUACCACCAUGGGGCCUCUCACAACAGGAAGAGGGGUUGAAAAGCUCCAGAGACAGGUGCAAGAUGCGAUCAGCAAAGGUGGCCAGAUCCUUUGUGGUGGCAAGCGACCAAACAAUCUAUCUCCCGAAUACGAAAACGGCUAUUUCUUCGAGCCAACUAUUAUUGCCAACAUGUCGUCAGAUAUGUUGACAACCAAGGAGGAGACGUUUGGACCACUGUUGGGCUUAUAUAAGUUUGAGACUGAAGAAGAAGUUGUUCAACUGGCCAAUGACACAAGUAUGGGCCUUGCCUCUUACUUCUUUACCCAGGACGUGAACCGCACCUGGAGGCUACUUGAGAAUCUCGAAGCAGGAAUGAUUGGCAUGAAUACCGGAAAUUCAUCAUGCGCAGAGUCUCCAUUUGGCGGAAUCAAGCAAUCUGGAUAUGGAAAGGAGGCAGGCAAGGAUGUUGCCAUCGAGGAGUAUCUAAUCUCCAAGACCGGUACUCUGACUGUAUAA
Molecule: messenger RNA, 1488 nt
Organism: Penicillium canescens
Lineage: Eukaryota; Fungi; Ascomycota; Eurotiomycetes; Eurotiales; Aspergillaceae
Product: NAD-dependent succinate-semialdehyde dehydrogenase
Exons: 4
Coding region: 1-1488 (495 amino acids)
Molecular function (GO): succinate-semialdehyde dehydrogenase (NAD+) activity
Source: RefSeq, a predicted model, not a curated record